This is a messenger RNA of Clarias gariepinus (North African catfish), 2420 nucleotides long. It is a transcript of the gene mad1l1, whose product is annotated as mitotic arrest deficient 1 like 1. The coding region runs from base 92 to 2248 and encodes 718 amino acids. Gene Ontology annotation, cellular component: mitotic spindle; nuclear envelope; kinetochore. The record is from RefSeq and is a predicted model, not a curated record. NCBI's taxonomy places the organism in Eukaryota, Metazoa, Chordata, Actinopteri, Siluriformes, Clariidae. The transcript is spliced from 18 exons. Gene Ontology annotation, biological process: mitotic spindle assembly checkpoint signaling; attachment of mitotic spindle microtubules to kinetochore.
AGAAGAAGAAGCGCGGAAACGGAGGGAGAUUUAUUUAUCCGGAGAGAUUCGGUUUUGUGUUCCUCUGGUGUGAGUCCCAAGCUGUUUGUCCAUGAUGAGUGACCUGGAGGACGACACCAUCAUCUUCUCCACUCUGAAGUCCUUUAAGAGUUUAAUCUCGGUUCCUGAGCGCUCAGUGCUGGAGCCCGAGCCUGCGUACGGCAGGAGCGACCUGCAGAAGCUUUAUACGCAGAGAGUCGAGAUGGAGGAAGCAGCUGAGCGGAUCCACUCGAAGACGAGUCUGCUGCAGCUCACUCAGGAGAAACAGCAGAUGGAGCUGAGCCACAAACGAGCACGGAUCGAGCUGGAGAAGGAGGCUCAUAACAGCACCAGGGAUUUACAGAGACAGGUGGACAUGAACCAGGACCUGCUGACCAAGAUCAGACGUCUGGAGGAAAAAGAGGAGAGAGGCCUUCAAGCACUGAACGAACAACUGGAGAAGAACAAGUCCCUAAAGCAGAGCCUGGAGGAGCUCCAGAAACAAGUUCACGACAAAGACGGGAAGAUCUCCGAGACCCAUCAGAUGAUGAGCGAGCUCAAGGACGAGAUCCGGACUCUGAACCAGAAGCUCCAGAUCCAGGAGUCGAAGUUCUCUACGUUGAAUCUGGAGAAGCAGGCUGUAGAGGAGCAGCUGGAGAUGCAGCAGAAGAAGUACCAGGAGGUGAACCAGAAGUACCAAAACCUGCAGACGUCCCAGAUCUCCAACACAGAGAAUGAAAUCAAGAUAAAGGAGCUGAAGAGACGCCUGGAGCUCCAGGAGCAGGACUCCAUCAUCGUGAAGAACAUGAAGAGCGAGGUGGCCAGGCUUCCUGAGCUGAAGAGAGAAAUUAAACAUCUGCAGGAGGAAAACGCAUACCUCAGAGAGACGCAGGAGAACAUCAGCCUGCUGAAAGAGGAGACGGAGGGGCUGAGGAGGAAGCUGGCCAGGAUGGAGAAGGUUCUAGAAGAGAAACUGAAGCUGGAGCUGGAAAAAGAGAAGGUCGUGCAGGAGCUGCAGGCGUGGGAGAACAUAGGCCAGACCACCGGCCUCAAUAUCAGGAAGCCGGAGGACUUGUCCAGGGAGGUGAUGCAGAUCCAACAGAGGGAGCUGAGUCUCAAACAGCAAAACUACACACUCAGCAGCAACAUCCGCAGCCUGGAGAAGACUCGUGUGCAGGUCCAGUCUGAGACGUCCGAGUUUCGCUCCAAAGCCCUGGAGGAGCAGAAGAAGAGAGAGAACCAGGACGCUCUGGUGCGCCGCCUGCAGAAGAGAGUGCUGCUCCUGACCAAGGAGCGUGACGGUAUGAGGGCGAUCCUGGAGUCCUACGACACAGAGCUAGCCGCUAGUGAGUACUCUCCUCAGCUCACACGCAGAGUUAAAGAGGCUGAAGAGAUGCUGCAGAAAGUCCAGAACCACAACACUGAGAUGGAGAUCCAGCUGUGUAAAGCUCAGGAGGAGGUUGGAACCUUCAAACUGCAAGCUCAUCAGGCUGCUGUUGAACUGGAGUCUCUGAGAGAACAGAAGUGUUCUGUGUCUGAGUCGAGUCCCAUAGCAACAGAGGAGGAGAUUACAUUCCUAAGGUUGAAGGUUGAGGAGCUGGAGUCAGAACGCCAGAAACUGGAGGAGCAGAACAACGUUCUGGAGAUGAGACUAGAGAGACACAACCUGCAGGGUGAUUAUGACCCGGUGAAGACUAAGGUGGUUCACUUCCGUCUGAACCCCACCAGCGUGGCGAAGCACGAGCGCGCCGAGGAGGCGGAGCAGCUGAAGGUGGAGUGCGAGCGUCUGCGAGAGCGCCUUCGCAAGCUGGAAGCGGGCGGAGCCGUCACGUCAGACGACACCACGCUCAUCCUCCCGCCUUCACAGGAGAUAUUGGAUCUGCGUAAACAGAUGGAGAGCGCGAAGCUGAAGAACCAGCGUCUGAAGGAGGUGUUCCAGAAGAAGAUCCAGGAGUUCCGGACCGCCUGCUACGUUCUGACUGGGUACCAGAUCGACAUCACUGUGGAGAACCAGUACCGCCUGACCUCGGUGUACGCCGAGCGCAUGGAGGACUCGCUGUUGUUCAAGGCCAGCGGAGCGGUGGGAACUGGAAGCAUGCAGCUCCUGGAGACGGAUUUCUCGCGCACGCUGACCGAGCUGGUGGAGCUGCACCUCUUCCACCAGAAGAGCAUCCCGGUGUUCCUCAGUGCCGUGACACUCGACCUGUUCAGCCGUCAGACCGUCGCUUAAACACUGCGCUUACACACACACACACACACACACACACUCUCACACUCUCACACACACACACACAAUCUGGGAGCCUCGUGUGUUGCCGCGUCCCCGCUGUGAGAUCAGGAAAUACGAACAUUUUUUAUUUACUUGUUCCUCCAAAUGUUCCAAAUAAAGAAUAAUAACUGUG